UGUGUCCAACCUGCACAAUAAUGCCAAGAAGUCCUUGGAGACGUAAGCCACGGCGCAUGUUUCUGCCAUGAUUUCCUUCGGUUGGUUUUCGUGGAUUUAGGUGUUGAAAAAUUAUGGGAUGUGGAUGCAGGAUUAAGGACAUGUACCUGCACUACAACGAGAGAUCUGGGCUGCUUCUUUGUGGCUUCCAAACUUGAAAUUUUUGUUUGGAAGUUAGUUUAGUUUUUUGUUGUGGAUUCACAUCGUCUCACAUGUACCAUCCUCUUAGACCUUUAGAUUUCUAAAAAAAACUAAAUGAAGAUAUGGUGGUAUGGUCUCAAUAGUACAACUUAAAGCCUUGCAUGCUUUAUAUUUUCUUUGAAAUUUGGUCUUGAAGAAUCAUGUAUCUAUGUUAGAUCUGGUGAGAAAAGACGGCUUUCAAGCAGAGGAUGGGGGAGUGUUGGCCACAUUUGAUUUUCGACUUGGGUGUAUAAAUAUUCUCACAAUACUUGUGUUAGGAUUAAUUAAUGAUUGUUAAUUAAGGGAUAAUCCCUGCUUUUACUAACCGCAGACAGUUGCAUCUGCCGCGUCGGUUCCCUGCCGAAUAGGCACCUCCCUGAACAGACGCCUUCCUAGUGAUAUCUCUUCCCUUUGUAUAAAUAGCCUUUGUAUAAAUAGCAGAUCUCAUCUAAUAAAGAGGACACCGUUUUCAUUACUUCUCUCGUUCUACUCUAACACGUUAUCAGCACGCCCUCUGGCGGAGCGAUUUCACGGCCAAACUGCCGGCAGCGAGUGCGCAGCGUCGCGAUGCCCUCUGGCCCUGCGUGGCAAAGGAAGCCAACGCUCCAGCGCUAGCAAAGGCAGCGCAUGGCGCCGCGCACACCUCAAUGGCUAUUCCGCGGCAACGCGGUGUUCCCGGCGGAAGGCGGCACCCAUGCGCGACCGCGGGCUCCCGGCAGCGCGUCCACAGGAGCGACCAACGGCCAACGCUUGGACCGGCGGCUCUGUCCUGCGCGGCAGUCAGGGCAGAAUGAGAAAGAACAGAGGUUGUGGAUCUCCAUCGAUUCAAGAAUUGAAGGCCUCAACAACGAACGCCAAUGGAUUCCCAUCGAUUCAUUGAUGAAAAAGGAAAAAGGGAAGACUUCCAUGCUCAAGAGGACUCGGCUACAAACACAGCUGCCCAGGAGGAAGGCAACGAGUUCAUUAAAGAGCCCAAGAAAAAGAAGCCUACAUCAUAAAAUUCAGAAGAGACUGGUGAUCGGUCCUGCCCGGCCCAAUGAGUUGUAUUAGUUGGAACUGCCGGGGGGCUUGACCGAGGCCGAGUAUGUAGCCACCACAAGUUGUUGUGCACAAUUGCUAUGGAUGAGACAAGCUUUAAAGGAUUAUGGUGUCACUAGUGACAAAGUGCCUCUUUUAUGUGACAAUGAAAGCACUAUCAAGAUCUCCUACAAUCCGGUGCAACAUAGCAAGAUGGAGCAUAUUGAGAUUCAUCAUCAUCUCAUCCGAGAUCACAUCUAGCGUGAAGAGAUUGAUAUUAUCUACGUCAACACUCAAGAGCAACUAGCGGAUAUUUUCACAAAGCCAUUGGAUGAAGCAAGAUUUCGUGAGUUAACGCAUGAGCUAAAUAUCAUUGAUUCGAGCAAUGUGGCUUAAAACUAGGCACACCCCACCG
Molecule: messenger RNA, 1651 nt
Organism: Triticum urartu
Lineage: Eukaryota; Viridiplantae; Streptophyta; Magnoliopsida; Poales; Poaceae
Source: RefSeq, a predicted model, not a curated record